AUUUCCGAUUUGUGAGUCGAGAGAGGAGUAUGAACAUUCUCUUCGAACAGUCUUGGGUAGCUUCCAACGUUUCGUGCCAACCGAUUGUCGAUGUACAAUGGUACAACAAUCAACAAACAGCGUAAGCUUUAAAUAAUUAUGAACAAAAACAAAAUAACUAUGAUCCUUAAGCCUUUGUUAAUCGCGAAUCUUUAGAUAUUUCCGCUUAAAUUAUUUAAUAUAAAUAUUCUGUAUAAUAGUAUCUCCAGCGGCUGCAUGUAAAUUGAUAAUCUUGGAGAGGAUGAGGGACGGAUUCUGCGAUCUCUUCAAAUUUAUUGAUGUUUUCAUGCUCUUUCAUUGCUCUCUCUAUCUGUAUCUCUCCCAUAGCAAUUUCAUCUAUUUACUCUCAUUUAAUCGAACGUCCUAUGAAGCGUAUGAUUACGAUAAAAAUCGAAAAUUAUCACGCACGUAUAUGGCAUAAAAGGCAAUGUUUUAGGUGAAUUUCGCCAACGAAUACUCGAGUGUUGACCAUAAAAGAGAAAAACAAAACUAUUUAGACUAUGCAAUGAAUUUUCCUUUUAAACGAGAGUUUGCUUUGUAAGUACUAAAUAGUUGUUUACCUGUGUACGUGUAUUUUAAUAGAAUACCAAAUAUAAAAAAUGAAAAGGGGUAAUCAUCAGAUAGGUGUGUGCUGUUAAGUGUAACAUUAUAUAUAGGAUAUGCAUAGUGUAUAUACAGUAUAUGUAUACUGUCUAUACUGUAUAUAUAUUUAAAUAUAAAUAUAUAACCGUACAGCAAUGUUCUGUAAAAUUUGUAUUUUUUUUAACAUUAGUCAUUUUUUUUUCCAUAAAAUGUGAAAAGUACGCGUUACUGUACGCCCAAUCGAUUGCCUUUAUUAGUUGACCUAUUGAACUUGGGGCGUCUCUGCUUUUCUCGCCAUCGGUUUUUCUAUACAUUUAUUGUUAUAUGUACAGCACUCACGCAGAACAUGCUAUUGUUUCGGCUAAAGCCAGCGUUAUGAUUUAUGAUGAUGCUACAAAAAAAUGGAUGCCGGCUGGAGGAGGAGCGAAUCAAAUUUCUAAAGUACAAAUUUUUCAACACGCUACCUAUGGAUCUUUUCGGGUUGUUGGGAGAAAGUGUCAAGGUCACGACGUCGUUAUUAACUGCAAUAUCCUACGUGGUUUGAAAUAUAAUCAAGCAACUCCUACUUUCCAUCAGUGGAGAGACACAAGGCAAGUUUACGGUUUGAAUUUUGCCAGUAAAGAAGAUGCCGAAGCGUUCGCCCAUGCCAUGCUUGCUGCCCUCGAUCAAUUGAAUAAACAAAUCCAGAACGGUCCUGAAUUAGGGGAUUAUACAGACCAUACUUCAAGAUUGAAAGACAAUAGGGAGGAAUACCAGCAUCAUAAACGCUCAGAUUCCAGAGGUAGAGAACCGGUUUAUGGAACAAUCUCAUCGAGUGGCAGCUCACAACAUUGGGAAAAUGGAGGUAAUACGCCACCGCCUGCCGUAGUUCCGCAAGCUCCACCGAUUCCAAGAGCUCCGGCUCCAACUUCAAUUCCCGCUGCUCCGGUUCCUCCUCCAACUCAAUCUAUUCCAACAGUUCCAGCUGCUCCAGCUGCUCCACCCGCUGCGCCACCAAUAGCAAAUAUACCACAAGCUCCACCACCACCAGCAAUAUCGUCUGCUCCUACACCUCCAGCAGCUCCGGCAGCUCCAGCCGCUCCAGCACCUCCAGCAGCUCCUCCUGCGCCUAUUACGCAGGCAUCUUCUGCAAACGUUACAGCUGCUCCCCCGGCCCCAGAGCCCCCUUCCCUUGCUGCGGCCCUACAAAAUGCCACUCUGCGUAAAGUCAAAAAGCCUGAUGAUAAGGGAACGUCGAAUAAUUUGGAGAAAUCUGAACCAGUAAGCGGACCGGCUGGACAUGGAGAUAUGUUAUCCGAAAUGCAGAAAAAAUUGCAAAAGAGAAGGGAAAUUGCAGAAGGCCGUUCAGAUGAUAUAAGUCAAACGUCAAACAAUAUUUCCAAUUUUCGAAGACCGUCUCUUAAUGCGGCGUCUAAAACGAAUGGAUCGGAAAGCCCAAAACCCACUAGAGUCAAUAGAUUACAGUCUCUUACUGGUCAGGAAAAUAUCUCAAUGGCUACUGGAGCAGAAAAUACUUCAACAACUGAUUUGGAUGGCUUAAAACAAGAAAUUUUAACCGAAAUGAGAAAAGAAAUAGCUAAAAUGAAACAAGACAUAAUUGAAGGUAAAUUGAGUUAA
Dimorphilus gyrociliatus is the source of this 2238-nucleotide messenger RNA. The record is from the annotation of a GenBank genome assembly. Lineage: Eukaryota; Metazoa; Annelida; Polychaeta; Dinophilidae.